This is a messenger RNA of Alexandromys fortis (reed vole), 6980 nucleotides long. RefSeq names its product plexin domain containing 2 (gene Plxdc2). The record is from RefSeq and is a predicted model, not a curated record. The transcript has 14 exons. NCBI's taxonomy places the organism in Eukaryota, Metazoa, Chordata, Mammalia, Rodentia, Cricetidae. Bases 781 to 2373 code for a protein of 530 amino acids.
GGGCUCCGCGGUGUUCGGAUCCAUCUCUUCCCUAGCCCGCGGAAGCCUCACCAGGCUGCAGCUUCACUUUUUCCUCGUUUUUCUUUUUCUUUAAAAAGCACACCCCUCUCCACCCCCGCCUUCUGAUCACCGCAGCCCAGACAUUCCCGGGCUCAUCUCUCUGGGGCUGCCCAUCUCUCCAGCUGCCCGUGACGACGCGCGCCCAACGUUGGGCGAAGCAAAGAAGAAAAACUUGUCGGAGGGGUUUCUCCAGCCUCCACUAACCCGCCCUCUCCCGCGAACCCCAAGCAUCCGCCGGAGCCAGUCCUAAGUCUGGGAAAGUUCCUCCGGUGCUCGGCGCCCUCUUGGAUCUGCAGGGCACGGGUGCUGGCUGUGGAAUUAGAUAUGUUUUGAACCCAGUGGAGCGCGUCGCGAGCGCUCGGAAGUCACCGUCCUCGGGAGCCCGGGUGGCGCUGCUUGUGAGGAUCCGGGAGUUUGCUGGCCCGGCUGCAAGUGACCUUUCCUACCCGAACUUGGUGGUCCUGUGUCGCCUGAGGGCUGCGAGGGUGGCAAGUUGAGGAGAGAGCCCCCGAAGUCCAGAGAGGAUUAGGCUGCCCCUCCUUCUCUCGUCGCUGUUCUCUGCUACUGUGAGAGAAAGCCUAUCGAAACUGACCAGGACCUCCGGAUCCCAUCCGAGACCCACCGCAGAGCUCGACCGCUAGCCCGAUUCCACGGAGAGCCCGGAGCCCAGGGCGUGAAGGGAAGACUCGCGGGGCAGGGAAGGGAGGUCGAGGCAGCAGUAUGGCGAGGUUCCUGAGGGCCGACCUGGCGGCAGCAGGAGUUAUGCUACUUUGUCACUUUUUAAUCGACCAAUUCCAGUUCGCCCAAGGGGAGCCUGGAAAUCAAAUCACGGAUUGGAAAUAUGAUGUUUCAAAGGCCUUUCCUCAAAGAGAUGAUGGGGUGGAUGUGGACUCACAAGCAUACAGCCACAGAUGGAAAAGAAACUCGGAUCCUUUUAAGGCAGUAGACACAAACAGAGCCAGCAUGGGCCAAGACUCGCCAGAGCCCAGAGGCUUCACUGACCUGCUACUGGAUGAUGGCCAGGACAACAACACCCAGAUCGAGGAGGACACAGAUCACAAUUACUACAUAUCUCGGAUAUAUGGUCCAACGGACUCUGCCAGCCGAGAUCUGUGGGUGAACAUAGACCAAAUGGAGAAAGACAAAGUGAAGAUUCAUGGGAUAUUGUCCAACACUCAUCGGCAAGCAGCGAGAGUGAAUCUGUCCUUCGAUUUUCCAUUUUAUGGUCAUUUUCUACGUGAAAUCACUGUGGCUACUGGGGGUUUCAUAUACACUGGAGAAGUUGUACACCGAAUGCUAACAGCCACACAGUAUAUAGCACCUUUAAUGGCAAAUUUUGAUCCUAGUGUAUCCAGAAAUUCAACCGUCAGAUACUUUGAUAAUGGCACAGCACUUGUUGUCCAGUGGGACCAUGUCCACCUGCAGGAUAAUUACAACCUGGGCAGCUUCACAUUCCAGGCAACACUCCUUAUGGAUGGACGCAUCAUCUUUGGAUACAAAGAAAUACCUGUCUUGGUCACACAGAUAAGUUCCACCAACCAUCCAGUGAAAGUCGGGCUGUCUGAUGCAUUUGUCGUUGUCCACAGGAUCCAGCAAAUUCCCAAUGUUCGAAGAAGAACAAUUUAUGAAUAUCACCGAGUAGAACUACAAAUGUCAAAAAUUACCAACAUUUCAGCUGUGGAGAUGACCCCACUCCCCACAUGUCUGCAGUUCAAUGGCUGUGGUCCUUGUGUAUCCUCUCAGAUUGGCUUCAACUGCAGUUGGUGUAGUAAACUUCAAAGAUGCUCCAGUGGAUUCGAUCGCCACCGGCAGGACUGGGUGGACAGUGGAUGUCCGGAAGAAGUACAGUCAAAGGAGAAGAUGUGUGAGAGAGCAGAGCCAGCGGAGAGUUCUCAAACCACCACAACCUCACACACAACCACCACGCAGUUCAGGGUCCUGACCACCACCAGGAGAGCCGUGACAUCCCAGCUGCCCACCAGCCUGCCCACGGAAGAUGACACGAAGAUAGCACUGCAUCUCAAGGAUAACGGAGCCUCUACAGACGACAGUGCAGCUGAGAAGAAAGGAGGAAGCCUUCACGCCGGCCUCAUUGUUGGAAUCCUGAUCCUGAUCCUCAUUAUAGCAGCAGCCAUUCUGGUGACAGUUUAUAUGUAUCACCACCCAACAUCAGCAGCCAGCAUCUUCUUCAUUGAGAGACGCCCAAGCAGAUGGCCAGCAAUGAAGUUUCGAAGAGGAUCGGGACACCCUGCCUAUGCGGAAGUUGAGCCCGUUGGAGAGAAAGAAGGUUUUAUUGUGUCAGAGCAGUGCUAAAGUUUUAGGACAGAGCAGCACCAGUACUGGCUUACAGGUGUUACGACUAAACUUUGCUUAUACCUUUAAAACAGACACACACCACAGCCACACACAAAGGAGCCCUAAACUGCUGUAGCCAGAAGGGAGACAAGAUUUCUGGACGAGCCCAACCCAGAAACAUUGAAAGGAAAACUCAAACUUGUACAAGACACCAUGUACACUGACUGUAACAUUCCCUACUGGAAUGACAUCCAUGGUUCACGAAGAACAUCUCCUGUGGACUUGCCAGAAGUGUGACAAGAUGACAAUGUUUUUGGUUUAGGUGCAGGGUUGCAAAGGGAUCAAGGAAAAAUAAUGAUAAUAAAUAAAGCUUUAGUUCACAAGGGAUUUACUCCUUUGGUUCCAAUGUUCUCUGAUGUCUCAAAGAUAACCAUGUUUCAGAGUCUGAAUAUUUUCACUGGAAAGAGUGAUGAUGAAUGCUUCAAGAUUUGCUGGAAACAAUGGCUCACAUGAGAGCAAAACCAAAUAGAAACAGAGGUUUCUCUAUCUUUUCCAAACAGACUUUCGGCAAAAGAAUUAGUUUUUGCUCUAAACCCAGACGCUGCACCAGGUUCAUUACUCCUCAGGAUGAACCUUUCAUCUGUUUGGAAGUUCACUAUGCCUGCCUCUUGCUGGGUAAUGAGCAGCCUUUCUGUUGGCUGUGACACGACUUCCCAAUGCUAAGCUGAGGACUAGAGAGGAGGGCAUAGCCGGUGAGGGUUUCCAUUCUCUCACUUCAGAAUAAAAUGAGUUAUGAUGUCAGGGGUGCUGCCUCCUCUCCCUCCUGGACUCCUGAGAAGCCUCAUUUAAUCUUGGCUAAUGGAAACAAACAGAAAUAACAGGAAGAAUUAGGUGGUCAUUUUUUGAGACAAAUAUCUUAAGGGAUUUGAACACUGUUAUUUUGAAAGUUCACCAUGUCUGUAUGACAAACCUGUUUCGUUGUCAAUUCCUGUCUAAGAAAUCAUUCAAGUCAACGUAUUUCUGGUGAUAGGGGAAAAAAAAAGAAUGAAAUAACCCUGCUGAAUCACACAGUAAUUUUCUUUAAAGCACAUAGUAGUUACAUAAAUAUAUAUAUAUAAAUAUAUUUUUGUUUAUAACUAACACAAGGCAGGCUCUUGUGGCUCUAAAGAGUGUAUUUUGUCAUCAAGACAAAGCAAAUGCAAGAUGAAUCACGGCAUUCCUCCCACAACACUGUAAAAUAAUCCUUAAUAUUAGCAUAUUUUUAUGUCACUUCCAAAAGUGGUUCAUUUAGUUGCAGCAUGCUUCGUUUUGCCACCUAUUGGAUCCACUUUUUCAUUCAUUCCAACCUCCUCUCUUCUUGAUUCAAAGAAGCAGUUGUAAAUGUCCCUUGAGUGGAGUUCUCAUUGAUACUCUGAUUGCAAUCCAAACUUUGAAAAAUUCCCCAAAGAGAAGAAAGAAAAUGUACCAAUCAAAAAGGAAAGUUGUUAAUGUAAACAAUAUCUCUAAACCUGAGGUUCUGUGGUGUAGAAUUCUGCCAACCACUAUACCUGUAAACCUUUGGCAUUCUGUACCAAAAAAAAAAAAAAAAAACAUAGUUCUUACAAGGUACAUCAUUUAACAUUUGCGGAUUUUUGCAGAUUCAAGUUACACAAAGCAAAGGUUCCCAGUAGUAGCACUUCACUGACAGUUUACAAUCUAUGUACGAUGUCUACACUGGACAGCAUCCAUCCCCUAACAGAGUGUCACAUUAUUUUCCCCAGUGUCUGGCAUAAGUGAGGCCUCUUUUCUCUCAAUGUAUUUUGUUUUACACCUUGAAGUAUUUGAAGACAGUAACAUUUCCCUAACCUCAGAUAAAACUAUCAGAAAACAAAGGUAGACGAGCAGCAUGAUUGUAGGAUGUGAUGACAAUCUGUGCCCCAGGUAUGCUCAAGCAAUAAGAAAUAUCUCAGCUUAUUCUUGUUGGUGUAAUUUUGGUGAGAGAGCAGUAUCCAAAUGACUUGCCAAUGUAACUGGUGCAACUGGUAUUUUACAGAUACAUAAGGCAUACAUAGACGACUUUCCUUUUAGGAUAAGAUGAUGCUUUCACAAGCUUUGACAAUAAGCCUGGCUUCCAACAGCAAUGGAUUGGCAGCCACAUAAAUCUUUUGCAUCUGCAUCUCACUCAACGUAGUUCCUACAAGUAGUAAUGUUAUCUUUAUACCCGUCAAAGCUCAUCUUCCAUUUUUAAUUAAAACCAUUGAUAAUUCUUUUAAAUGACUACAUAAGACCCUCUGACUUACUCAGUGUAUCAAAGAACCAAGUAACCGAGAAAUUGGAAGCAAGAAGGUUUCUAAGUUAUGUGGAAACUUUCUAAGAUAGCUGAGAGAGAGAGAGAGAGAGAGAGAGAGAGAGAGAGAGAGAGAGAGAGAGAAUAAGGAGUACUGCAUUGUAUGAAUCCACAAAAAUUCUGGUAGAAUCUCUUUGCUCUAUGAAACUUUAAUUCUGUUUGUACUUCUGGUCUGUUCUUGAAUUCUGUUUACUUCAGAGGAAGGGCACAUAGAGGUUCUAGAAAUUUCAAAAAGGAGUCCAGUAUUGUGGCCUAUAUAUGGAUUAUGUAUUACAAAGGAUAGGCACAAGUACCUUAGUCAAUAUUCUGUGAGCAUGAAGAAAGGAUGUCAAUGGUGUUCUUCUGAGAAGAAUAACUAUAGCAUGCAUACAACCAUAAGGAGAAACCAGGGAAGUGGUCCUGCAAGGGAACUUAGCUAUUUUACCUUAACUGCAAGAGUAAUGAUCAGUGGUCAGAGCUGCAAAUCACCCAACCAGAUGGUACAGACUUGUUUGUGAAUGAUUGGGACCUUAAAGAGCACUAACAAAUAGAAAGAUAAAGGUUAAUGGCCAAUGACAAUUGAGCACAAAUAUUUUUCUGUAAGGUUUCUAGGGUAUUUGGUAGACUCUCAAAUGAAUGAGAUAAAGAGUUACUGUCCACUAUUGAAUCUACUAGCCAAUUAUGGCUAAUGAUUUUUAAAUUAAAUACAAUUUAUAUUUAAUCUUCUGGUCACAUUUCAAGUGAUCCAUAGCCACACAUGGCUCAUGACUACCAUUGUAGGCUACACACAACAUUCUAGCAAUGCAGAAAAGUUUACUAUAAAGUAUUAUAGCGUUUCAAUUGAACUAUUUGUUCUUGAAGAAAAUAGUAGAAGGAAGGAGGAAGGAAGGAAGGAAGGAAGGAAGGAAGGAAGGAAGGAAGGAAGGAAGCUCUUAAACACACCCAAACAUUUUUUCUUAUAAUCUAAGAGAAGCCACAGAGAAAUAAAGAGAAGACCAGUUGACAUGGAUUUGUGUCUUUAUAGCGUUUUCUUGGAAAAAAAAAAAAACUCAAUUUUCUAGUUGGAAAAAAAAUUUAAAUAUGUUGUCCCAUAUUUUUUGCAAGAUUGUUUUGCAGACUGAUUAAAUAUACAGAUUGUAAAGACAUUCAAAACCUGACAUCAAUGUAAUCUGUGAAGCACAUCUGUAGGGCCAAGACUGAAUUGCUCACAAAGGAAGAAUAGUUCAUUAUUCCAAAAAGCAACUAAAGACAAUCGAGGCAAUACAUUCUUGAGGAAAUGCCAAAGCACAUAACAAAACUGCUUGAAUUUCUUUUUGUCUGUGUGUUUUUUUUCCCUUUGUCCAUGUUUUUUUUCUUUCCUGACUUUUCUUCUUAUUUGCCCACUUGCUGUGUCUCUUCCACUUGCCUGGGUUCUUUCUUAUGUGGAGUCACUUGGUACCUUUGUUUUUCUGCUUUUACACUUUUCUCUUCGUAAUAAAUGGAAUCUUAGGAUCUGAGCAGAGGCUCGUUUGAAAACAAAGCAAAUGAUAAUGCAAACAUUAGUCAUCUCAUAUUUAUUUCAUUUCUAUUACAAACGUAAGGAGCUAUGAAGUGAAAACAUAAAUAUGGUAGAGACUUGUUUUUAAUGUAAAUUCUGCAAAUGAAGACUUUAUAAAAGGAAGAAAACACUUUAAAGUAUGAUCACAUCCAGAUAAUAUAUGGUGUGGGAAGGCAUCUCAUACAUUUUAUUGAUAAGAAAACCAAGGCUCAAAUAAAUAUAAUAAGUCUUUCUGUUGUCAAAAAUGGAUUUUGAACUUAAAAUUCUCAAUUGGUCUUUUUGGUUUCAACCGUUAUUGCUUUCAUUUCUUUGUAAGCAAUUAAGACAAACAAACAGAUUAAAGACAUAAUCCAUGACAAAAUCAACUUUAUCUCCUGUAGGGAUGAUCUCUAUAUCUUAUAUAAUACUAUGAAACAUGAAACAACCUUCGUGUAUUCUGUUACUAUCUUAAGAAUGUUGUUAUUCUGUUUCAAAUUCCAUCUCUCAUAGGGUCCUUAUGUGUCCUCUCUCCACCUUCUUUGCUGUGGUCCUCAGGUUAGCAAUGCUAUUUAUCUUUGUCAUUUAAGUGUUCUUAUGCCUUUGUUUCAUUCCUACUCAAUUGUAUUUGAAAACUAAUACUGUUUAUUGAAGAAUUUGCAUCUCAUAGAUAAUCAGUUUUUACUUGUUCAUGAAAACUAUUCAGAGACUGUGUCCUGAGAUGAUCUUAUGGGAAAUUUUGACAUCAGAGGUGUUACCUACAAUAUACUCAUAUCAUUGUGUUUUUAUAAAGCACUUUACAUUUUA